Messenger RNA from Histoplasma mississippiense, 3333 nucleotides. RefSeq lists its product with no specific name. Gene Ontology annotation, molecular function: protein binding. The record is from RefSeq and is a predicted model, not a curated record. The transcript has 2 exons. Lineage: Eukaryota; Fungi; Ascomycota; Eurotiomycetes; Onygenales; Ajellomycetaceae. Bases 1 to 3333 code for a protein of 1110 amino acids.
AUGACAGAUACCUCCUCUCCCGCAGCCACGCAUUCGACAGCCAACCCUGCCCCGGUCGCCGUUUCGCCGCUCCCCUCUCCUGUUAUUCCCUCUCCGGUUCUAAAUGGUUCCAAUAACGCCGUCGCGCAGCAAUCCGGUCAGGAUGACGAAGAUGAGCCCUAUACCAUCAAGUGCAUAUGUACCUUUGAAGACGACGAUGGCCACACCGUGUUCUGCGAACGUUGUGAGACUUGGCAACACAUCUUAUGCUACUACGACGGCGAAGAUGUCCCCGAAGUCCACAACUGUGCUGAUUGCGAACCGAGGCCUCUCGACUCAAAACUUGCCACAGAGCUCCAGAGAAGGCGCAGGGACGAGCAGAGCGAUGGCGGUGACCGAAAGAGCAAGCGAUCCGGCUCCAAGUCCCAUAGGAAGAAGGCUAUAGCCGCAAAGGAUAACGCCAGUAACAGUAGCACCACCACGACCAUCACCACCACCACCCUUGUUGCGACCGGUGGUGCUGGCGAUCAAACCAACGGCUUCUCCUCCCACGAAAAGGGAGGCCCUCCUCCCGCGAAGAAGUCAAAGACCAGCCAUCGCACAUCCAACUCUAUAACCUCGCUCACGGGCCUUCCUCUUCCACUUGGUUCGGACGGUCGAAAGCGGGCGACGUCAACGUCAGCGUCAGCGUCAGCGUCAGCGUCAGCCAUGAGCCCUACCAAAACCUCCUUCAUCCCCAAUAUCCCCCUCUAUUCCCAAGAGUUCCUCCACCUGUACGAUCAUGACCAGGCGAACGUGGAUAUCCCUAGCAAUCUAUUCGAUAAUCUGAAACUAGCAACCGAUCUGUCGUCCUGGGUACAGGAUCCUGCCCAGCUUGCCCUUGUUUCCAACGGUCGCUCCGCGAAUGAAGUCUUUAUGUAUUUGGAUCGUCCACUCGACCCUUCGCAGUGGCCAGUCCUCUCCAAACAAGUCAUGACUGACAACAGCGUUGAAUAUGACAAACGACACCCUACAUGGCGGUUCCUGACGGUGGAAAACGAUGUCCAUAAGGAUGAGAUCAUUGGAGAAGUGAAGGGGAAAGUCGGCCAUUUCCGCGAUUAUUGCCUUGACCCGAAUAGCCGUUGGCAGGAGCUGCGCCAUCCCGAACCCUUCGUGUUCUUCCACCCUCAGCUUCCUAUAUAUAUCGACAGUCGCAAAGAAGGCUCUCAGUUACGCUAUGUUCGACGAUCGUGUCGCCCAAAUGUCACUAUGAAAACCGUCAUCACGAAUAACAUCGAAUACCAUUUCUGCUUUGUGGCGAACCAGGAUAUUUCCGCCAAAUCGGAAAUAACAACCUCUUGGUACCUCGACCCGCAAAUGUUUCCCUCCAACAAUGGCUUUGUGAAACAGGAAGGGUCCAACGAUGGCAUCUCUGACGCUGCUGCGAUCUCGAUAAGCAAUGUUCUAGCAAACUUUGGUGGCUGUGCCUGUGACUCUUCGCGAACCUGUCGUCUGGCGAAAGUCGACUGUCGACGACCUCCAAAGAGCGCGGAACCUUCCUCGAAACAGGCAAAUGGGAGACGGAAAAAGAGCAAGGCUAAAAAUACCAUUUCUCCCGUGAACACUGGCCAAGCCAAUAACAGUCGAGCUGCGAGCGAAACCGUUAAGGCCCAAGUGGAUGACGAUCAAGGGGAGUCUCGGUCAAGGUCUACAUCAAAUCGCCCGCGGAGUCGAGAUCUAACCCCAACAGCGCAUAGUCCCGCCGACCCACUAGGUUCGAUGUCCGGAGAACUUUCUGCACGAGAGAAAAGGAAGAUUGCGGCGGCUGAGAAGAAAUUCGAGCAGCUUGAACAUGAGCAGCAACAGCCUCCGAGGAAGAAAAAGCGAUCUAUUGGUACCUCUGCCGGUACUACUGCUACGACAGGCGCUUCACAAUCGCUCCAAAAACCUCUACGCAUAGACACUACCACUGCUGCUCAUCGAUUUUCUACUUCUCCCCGGAAACGCUCACCUGCGUCUGGUGCCCCAGGCUCAAAGUCGCAAACUCAAAUGAAGGUAUCGAGAUCAAACACACCCAUGGUCGGCUCCCCCCUUCGCCGCCCACACUAUGUCGACUCGGAAAUGCAGACCGAACCAGACGAGAAUGAUCCGGACUUCAUACCACCCAAACCUCCACGGCGAACUAGCUUCGUUCCUUUGAAAACACGGCUUUUUAAACGGUGUCAUGAAGACUUACUGCGACUUCGGCAAAUGGCCAACCAAACAAAUGCAUCGCCAGGAUGUAUUAACAACAACACCACCACCACGCCUUCGAUACCAGACGCGCACUCCACCGUCACCAGCUCUCCUCUGAACACUCGGGAAGAUGUCGACAUGAAGGACGCAGAUCCGCCGAUAACGCCACCCAAGACUACUCAACAUGCUAUGGUCCCACCGUCACCUGGUACAUCAACCGCAUUGUCUUCUUUGCAUAUAUCCUCUGACGCUUCACCCAACAAAUCACCUCACCCGUUGCCAUCAACCGUUGCUCAUACUUUCCCGGUGCCGCGUAAACCGCCAGACAGACUACGUAGAGGAGACCUACGAGUUCAAUUACGUCCUACACCUCCUUUCACCUCAUCACUUCCCAACCCGACGAUGAUGCCCGUCUCUAGCUAUCCCAGUCCGUCAACAAACACCACAAAUUCCUCAACGCCAAUCCUCCCAACCCAAUCUCCACACAUGUUGGCCAAAUCUACUCCCACUCCCACAGCUACCACCCCUAUAAGCACAUACCACUCAACACCCGGAUUACCUCCAGCCUCUAGUACCACCGCUCCUAGUCCCGUGAAGAAAAAGCUUAGCCUGGGCGAUUAUAUGAGCCGGCGCGGUACGAUGACGUUAACGACGCCGACGACUGAGAAGCCGCAGCCUCCUUUGUUUUCAGCGGGUCAAGGAUUAUCGACGCCACAGCAGCAGCAGCAGCAGCAGCAGCAGCCACAGCAAGGAGGCAAUAAUGGCCAGACUCAGAAUCAAAAUCAAGAUCAGAGUCCCAUGGAUAAAGAUAAAGAUAAGGUUAUGGCUUCGGUAGAUAGAAAAGACGGUUUAGGUGGUGGCGGCACGACUCAAGAUGUAGUUAUGCAGGAAGCGGGGGUGGACACUUCGUCUGCGCCUUCUGCUUCUGCUUGUGCUGGCGGUGGUGUCGGUGUCGGUGUCAGUUCCAGUCUACUGGCGUCGCCGACUAUGAUGACUCCAACUGUCCCUACACCUACUGCGUCGUUGCAUGGUGGGAAUCAUGGUUUUAAUAACAAUAACGUUGGUGCUACUACUACUACUACUACUCCUACCGGUGCGAUGGGAUCAAGGGACCCAAGGUUACAGCAUCAUUCCCGAUAA